AUGGAUGCAACGAAGAAACCAUUGUUAAUUCCACCUGAAUUCUCAAAUUAUGCUGAAAAACAUGGUAUUUUUCAGAUUUAUGAGGUGAGAGACUGGUAACAGUUCGUGACUGCGUCGAAGAUUCAAAUUCUCAUAUUAUUUUUAUCGGCAAAUAAUGCCUCAGAGCUUAACUGAACAAGCCCGGAUCAGUAUCCUGAGACCAAUUUCUGUUAAUCUGGUUGCUGAAAUCCCUAAGUAACUGAGAUAUUAUUGAAAAGAGCAGUAGAUCUUCUGUUUCACGUAUUAAGGGCUGAACUCUUGAUGGGCCUCUAGGCCAGGGUGUGUUCCAAAUGAAAGUCAUUUCAAAGUUAUGCCUAAGAUUUUAAAGUAGGCAUAAUUUGCUUCUUUAUAUUCACUAAUGUUUACGUUUUGACCUCCCUUCAUCAUUCACAAUGACAAUUUUAACAUUGAAACAGUGCGAAAUUUUGAAAAUCAAGCUCAAAUUCAUUUGCUCAACGCAGCCUUAACAGUUUUCAUGCAUCAAGUCUCCCCAGUAGCUGCAAUGAUGCGGUAUCAUCAGCUUGUUUACAAUUAUUGGUGUGUCAUGAGACAAACCCGUAUAUCAGUGGUAAUUGCUAGUGAGACUUAAUUGCUUCUGUCAUUUUCCUUGAAAUAGGAAGUGCACAUAAGGUUGGGCUGGUUUGUUGAGACCUUAGUGUAUGUGUGAAAUACCCUGACCUGCAACUUUGCAGCUUCACACUCAUGUACUAAGUCAGAGUUUCUGCCAACUGGGCCAUACCAUGUUAUUACUGUUAAGUCACAUAACAUCUUUGAGCAUGAGAAGCUUGCCCAGAUGUCUUAAUCCGUGAGUGACCGAGACUGAAUUUCUCUUUACAAUAUCUAUGCAACAUCAAGCACUGACAAGUGAUGGGAAAAAAGAAAGAAUUACUGGUAAUAGAAAAUUAUAAGUUGAUCCAAUACAAAAUUCUCUGAAAAAACAUCAUGAGAAUUGUAUGGCAAACAGUAAGGAGAAUUACUAGUGAGAUCUUGGAAGUAAAAGGGUUAAGUAUACAACAUAUUUUCCAUCAGGUUAUGCAAUGAGGAAUUAAUGAAAAAUGAAUACAUUGAAGUUAAUUUUGUUUUGUAUUUAUAGUCCCUACUGACAAAACUGAUAAUAGAACAGCCUGCAGACCCACUGACAUAUAUGAUAGGUCUUCUGGAACAAGAAAGUGAAGGUUAGAACUUGCUCUCUAGUUUAAAGACAACUAUAGGACUAUCAUUAGAUACAAAAAUUUGUGUUGCCCCUACUGAUUUUUUCUUUGACUUAAAGCUCAUGACCAAACAGCUUGCCAUUAAUGAUGUUAAAAGCAUUUGAAACCCAAUAGUUUCCUAAGACAAUCUCACGGGAGAGGGAAAAUGGAUGGAACAGCAUAUUAAGAGGAAAUGAAAAGGUUUUUCUGCUUAAUGUUACUUGAAUCAAAUAUUGUAUCACUUUUGCACUCAAGAUUAUUGUUUCAUGAUCAUAAAGUUCCACAGAUCAUUAUUCAUGGACCUCCAGCGGCAGGAAAGAGAACAAUGGUAAUUUCAUAAUGUGUUUGAUUUCUACUGGGUUUGCAAUUUUUGAAAGGUUAUGAUAACCCUGCGCUAGUAUGUGGAAAGGCCUCCUUUGAGAAAAUGGUAAUUAACCCUGAGACCUACGCACUAUUUAUUACAUCUAUUAUUCAUCUAAUUUUGAAAGGUUAUGAUAGAAACUAGCCCCCUAUAGAGUAGAGUCACUUUUCAGUCAUGUGGAGAUGAUGAUGCCUCCAAAAAAUGAAUUUUAAUUGAGGCAGUUUUCAAAAGCAAUCAAGAAUUGCAUUGGCUCAGGUUUUUCUGGUUCUGUGGUUGGUCUUAAAGACUUGUGCCUCUCAACCCUUUAUUAUUAAUUCUUCCCUCUAGCUGCUACACAUUUCCUUGUAAAUUAGUUACAAGAAUUUGGAGUUAGAUCAAGAUAACAACUUUGGCCCGACAAGUUUGGGUAUUCUCAUUCCUUUUUUGCAAGAAAAUGUUCAGAUAUUAUAGGAAGAAGUUAAUUUUUAAUCACCUCAGGGACUCAAGGGUGAAACAAUCAGACACAAAAUUCAAAACAAUUUAGACUUGUUCAUACACCUUUUUUCCAGGUUUGAAAUAGGUUAGAUUAGUUAAUUUUGGGAUCUCACUGGCUCCUUGUAAUGCUUAAAAUGUGAUUGGUUUUUGUGAUUACUUUUAGACUUUCAUUUGGUUUUAGUGUCACAACAGUCAAUGAAAAAGUAUGUUAAUGUAAUUGGUUAAUUUAUUAGCUUUUUUCCUGUUUAGUCUGUGAUGGCAGCAAAACAUUUUGACUGUGUCCAUAUCACACUUGAAAAUCUCCUGGCAGAGUCAGAUUCAAAAUCAGCAAAGAAGGUAAUUUAAUUGUAACCCAUUUUGCAUCCACCUGGCUUACAGCUUGGGGUUGUAUAUGAAAUAUUUAGCCAAUUGAAUUCUCACAAAGAACAAAUGAUUUACUCUAAACAGUGUUAGGUGGGAUUGACUAAAAAAUUUUAAAAAAUUAGAAAUUUUUUAAAUUAGUCUUAACCAUGUAGAUUUUAAAAUGACUAAUAUUGAUUUGUCUCCCUUGUUUUAAGGCUCAGGAGUACAUAUCAGCAAAAGAGGUAUUGUUAGUGUUACUUUUUAUUUAAUCUAAUUUGUAAUGAUUCACUUCUUUCAAAUUGGGAGGUUUAGGUGAUCUAUGAGCUCUGAUUAGUUGUGGAUAACUUGUCAGACACAGUGGACUAAUGGUCAGUGCACUGGAAUCUGGGCUUGGAGGUCUGGGUUUGAGUACAGGCCAGAUCAAUGUGUUGUGUUCUUGGGCAAGACACUUUUACUCUCACAGUGCCUCUCUCCACCUUGGAGUAUAGAAAUGGGUACUGGAGAAUUGUAACAUUGUCUCUCUACACCCUAGAGUAUAAAAUGGGUACUGGAGAAUUGUCACAUUGUCUCUCUACACCCUAGAGUAUAAAAUGGGUACUGGAGAAUUGUCACAUUGUCUCUCUACACCCUAGAGUAUAAAAUGGGUACUGGAGAAUUGUCACAUUGUCUCUCUACACCCUAAAGUAUAAAAUGGGUACUGGAGAAUUGUCACAUUGUCUCUCUACACCUUAGAGUAUAAAAUGGGUACUGGAGAAUUGUCACAUUGUCUCUCUACACCCUAGCGGAUAAAAUGGGUACUGGAGAAUUGUCACAUUGUCUCUCUACACCCUAGAGGAUAAAAUGGGUACUGGAGAAUUGUCACAUUGUCUCUCUACACCAUAGAGUAUAAAAUGGGUACUGGAGAAUUGUCACAUUGUCUCUCUACACCCUAGAGUAUAAAAUGGGUACUGGAGAAUUGUCACAUUGUCUCUCUACACCCUAAAGUAUAAAAUGGGUACUGGAGAAUUGUCACAUUGUCUCUCUACACCCUAGAGUAUAAAAUGGGUACUGGAGAAUUGUUACAUUGUCUCUCUACACCCUAAAGUAUAAAAUGGGUACUGGAGAAUUGUCACAUUGUCUCUCUACACCCUAGAGUAUAAAAUGGGUACUGGAGAAUUGUCACAUUGUCUCUCUACACCCUAAAGUAUAAAAUGGGUACUGGAGAAUUGUCACAUUGUCUCUCUACACCCUAGAGUAUUAAAAUGGGUACUGGAGAAUUGUCACAUUGUCUCUCUACACCCUAGAGUAUAAAAUGGGUACUGGAGAAUUGUCACAUUGUCUCUCUACACCCUAGAGUAUAAAAUGGGUACUGGAGAAUUGUCACAUUGUCUCUCUACACCCUAGAGUAUAAAAUGGGUACUAGAGAAUUGUCACAUUGUCUCUCUACACCCUAGAGUAUAAAAUGGUACCAGCCAAUUGUUAGGGAAGCCGGAUGAGAUGCUGGGGGUAACAUUAGGUUGCACUAGCAUCCCAUCCGGGGGGGGGGGAAUAAUACUUCUCGUCACUUCAUGCCAAGGAAACUGGAAUAAGCUUUGGUUGGGUGGGCCACUAGGCUUGAGUACAGACUUUUUUUGUUAAAACAAAGUGAUUUAACACAAAGCAAAUCUUUAGUUUUUGAAUGCAAAUUUUCUACUUUUAAAUGUCAUUAAUUAUUUUUCUACUUUCUUAAUAUUUAGAGGAAAUUAAUUCAUUUUAUCAAAAUUAUAAAUUUAGAACAAUUGGUAAUCAUUAAUAUUUUUUAUGAAAUUUAAAGGAGAUGAGAUUGAUGCUCUAAGCCUCUAAAUUGAAACUUUUAAUAGAUUGCCUUUUUUUAUUGUUGUCUGUUGACUCAGUUGCACGCAGAGGAUUAAGUAACUGGGGAUGGGGAUGUAAAUUUUUUCAGAAUUAUCAGUUGUUAAUGGUAAUCAAGUCAAUAAUGGUAAUCUAAAGAACUUCAAAAUGAAAAUUGUUUAUGUACAGGAGUUUGAAGUCCAUUCAGAGCUAGUAGAAAUGAUAUACUUUGUGCUUCUUUAGAUCAGAGGUCAGAAUAUAAUGUUUAUCACUUUUUUAUUUUAGGUGGUACCUACUCAUAUUUGGGUCAGUCUCAUCAAAGAGAGACUACAGAAGGAAGACUGCAUCAGUAAGGUAAAGUCACUUUUAACUGAAUCAUUAAAUAACAGUUUUAAUCAUGGUCACCAUGGUUUUGUUUUAUACUUGCUAGUCAUCAUAUUUGUCUUAAAAAAAUAUUUUAUUUUUCUCUUAGUUUUUGUCCACAAGUAUUCAGCAGGAGAGGAAAAAUUAUUACCAUUGUGCUUUUGCUAAAUCUCAAAAGCAAAAAACAAAACACCAAUUAGGGGAUUAUCAGCUGAUCCAAAACCAAAUUCUCCAAACUCACAUCAUAAGAAUUGUAUAGCAGACAGUAAGGACGAUAACUAAUGAGAUCUUGGCAGUACUGAAAGGAUCAAAAGGAUGAAUAAACUAAAGUCUACUUCAUUUUUACAUGUAUCUCAGGGCUGGUUGCUAGAAGCCUUUCCACAGACAAGAGAGCAGGUUUGACAAUGGUUUCAUUAUGCUCUGUUGCAUAGAUUGAUUUAGAUAAUUAAUUAUAGUAGCAAAUCUGAGUGACUGAGAGAUUAAUAAUAACAUUUAACCAUAUCUACAUGUAGUAAGCAUACAUUUGUUUUCCUCCCUGUCAAUGUUAAUUGUCACAUGACUAUCACUAAAAGGUUUUUAAAAUAAAUUCUUAAAGAAACAAUAUGUUUAUUUCAAACAAGAUUUUCUUAGCAAAAAAAGUCUCUCUUGUACUUGUAGGCCCAAGCACUUCAAGCAGAGGGAAUCAACCCAAGACAUUUUGGUGAAUACUGUCUACUGCCAAGAUAUGCUUUUAAGUUGGUGCUGUUUGUGCCUUUUAUAAAGAAAGAUGGCUUUUUUUUUAUUGUGCAUAUGCAUGCUUUUAAUUCCAUGUAAAUGGUAUUGAUUUUUAUAAAUCAGCCAAUGUCAACAGAUCAACAAGCAUCAGUCGCCAAAUGGAAGGAAAAUGAAUAAGGAAACUAAUAAAAGUUGAUGAUACAAUAAGUUAUGAAACAGCAAGAUAAUUUUCUGUAUUUAUGUACAAGAAAUAAAUUUGAAGUGAUUUAAUAUUAGUAAUGUCAGUUAAUUAUUGAUUUAAUGAUUUUUGUUUAAUAGUUCUUCUGGAGGCUCCAGACACAGUCCUGAUAGAAAGAGUGAUGGGGAAGAGAAUUGAUCCAGAGACUGGUGGUAAGUACUUACAGCUAUUCUAAAUAUACUGUCUACAAACCAUUUCACUUUCAUAAACACAAUGUCAAUUUUCUUACUGCCUGACAUACAUCUAUUGCCUUUUCUUUGCCUGUGCCACAUAUUGAUAUUGCACGGAGACUUUUCUGGUUUAUCUCCCCUUUUGAGUGAAGAGGUUAAUAUGUACUCAUUGAUUGAGUAGGAGGGCUGGACAGAAAAACAUUUGGCUUGAAGUCAUGAAGUACUUAGUCAACACAAAGAGACAAAUAUUAAACAGUAGGGCUGGAAGUAACAUAGUGCCAAAAAGUCUUUUAUCAUCUGAGCACUGUGUCUUACAGAUUUUGAAAUUAUCUUUGAAACAACUUGUAAAUAGGACAUGAUUGCCUACAUGUAAGAGGAGCAUGGGCUGAACAAUUGCAAAAACAUUUUUAAAAAGGUUUUCCUGUUCUGUUUUUAUUUUGGCCUUGUUUUUAGAAAUCUUAGAUACAUUAUGAGAUUUUAUUUGUUUUUUUAAAAAAUAUUUUCUCUCAACAGAUGUGUAUCAUUCAACAUUUGACCCUCCCAGUGACCUAGCAGUUGUGCAGCGUCUCGUACCAGACUCUAAAUCCUCAGAGAAAGUCAUGAUUCAGAGACUGAUGGAGUACCACAGGUAAUUACCUCUUAAAAGCAAGUGCUCAUGUGGUAUGUGUAAGUCAACAGAAAAAUUCCAAAUUUGUGGUAAAUCCAAUUUGGAAUGAGUCUUGAGAGUUAAAUCUGGGAUUGCUUUACUUUGCUUUAUAAAUGGUCUACAAAAUCGCCCCUCCUUCUUAGCCAAUCAGAUGUCUCAUUACAACCAACUGUGUCUUAGUCCCUCGCAUUUUUCCAUGUAUGAUGCCAGUUGCAUGCACAGCUGUAUUUGCUUUGAGUUUUUAUCGGCUCACUGCUGUGGUUACAUUUGAUCUGAUUGGUCAUUGAUUAUCGUCAAAGGAACUCCUUAUUUCUCAUCCUCUUGCUCUUUGUAGGCAUAUUGAUGGAAUCUUGAUGUGCUUCGAAAAGAUUCAUAAGUCCAUAAACGUUGAUCAGCCAAAAGCAGAUGUCUUUUCACAAGGUACACAUUAUUAUAGUUUUAUUUUCGACUUCUAGUGGUAGAUGUGGCUGAAGCAGAGGAGUAAUUUAAUCAAUGUUCUUAGUUUUGUUUUACAAUCACCUAUCAACAAAAGUUGUGAGAUAAGGCAGAUUACAGCAAGUACGUGUAACAUGUUUACCUUUGAGCAGUUAUCGUUAUCGGUUUAGGAGUGAGGAAUGGAUGUACACUGGCUAAAUUACUGUUGAGAGAUCUAUUCAGGAGUAAUGUUUAGUUUACUUCCUUUGUAUUGCAAUGCACCCUUUUGUGUAUGCACUUUAUUUACUUUUAACUUUGUACACAAAAUAAGUGUUUAGAGUCUGUUUGACCACCCAUUUGCUGUGGUUGGCCUGCCCAACCUUUCAAUGAACAUUUACUGCUCUAAGGAGUUACAUUUAUCAAGAUUUCAUAACAGCCUUGACUAUUGUGUUCUUUCAGUGCUGUCCUAUCUAAAGAUGAAUAAUCGAAAUAAUGCCCCUCAUACCCCGCGAUUGAUUCUCCUGGGCCCAACAGGGUGUGGCAAGAGUGUCCAGGCGGAACUGUUGGCCAGUAAAUAUGGCUUUGUUAAUGGUAAGAGAAUACUGAACGCCCAAUAUGAUUCAAUCAGUUGUGUCGCAGCUGAGCACAACAGUUUACAGGUGACGCGUACUCAAUCGACCUCAUCGCCUGAAGAAGACUAGCAGUAUGCAGUCGAAACGUUGCAAUCCACAUCCGCAGUGACCACAUUGUGAGACAAACAAUAAUACUUCUCUUUGAAACCAGCAGUAUAGUUGUCGAAACGGUGCGAUUUACAAUUUGUUAUGACUGUAUCGUGAGACAAACGAUUAAAAUUUCAUUUAUAUUUUGAACUAAGAUGAACAAAAGAAAAUUCUAUCUAACAAACAACUCGCUUUUCGAACUGCCCUUGGCUUGAGAUGUAUCUGCAGGAAAAGAGGAACCCUGAGUGAAUAUUGCGUAAACCUGGGCCGGGUCGUAGUUAAUGAAGCGUUGCAUGAUUGUUUUCCACCCCCUUUUUCGCGGACUCAAACACGAGCAAAGAAGAAUUUUGAUGAAUUGAGAAGCACUUUUGCGAUGAAAUUAGAUGUGAACACUUCGAUUUCUAUUUACUCAGCACAGUCAGGUUACGGAGUUUAGUUUGCUCAAUACAGCAGCAUAACCAUUGAUGUUAUUUCUCCGUUAGUUUCUUGCACAGAGCUGAUCAAACAAUCGUUGGUAGACGAUUCUAAACUUGGUGAAGCGGUGAGGCCGUAUAUUGAUCGGCACAUGUUGGGUAGGUGCAAAACUGGAAUGAUGUCACUCAGACAAGCAUGUUAAGGUUGUCUCCAACAAAGUGAUCUCCAACAUGGAACUAGCAAUUCGUGAAGUUGCAAGCAAAAGAGAGAGUGCAAAGUUUGAACACGAGCCAGGUGGAUCUUCCUUUUUUUUUUUUUUCGGAGGAACAACCAUGAGUAUAGCUUUCCUUUCCUCGUAAUCAACGCUUUCAGAUAAAUUUCGUCACCAUGUAUGGCCAAGUUAUGUCCUAUAGACAUGUUCAUACUUGUUUUGUUUUGCUUUUUUUGUGAUUUCCUAACAGUACCCGAUGAUUUGGUUCUUCAACUACUCAAGUCUCGCCUGGCCCAGUUGGACGCUGUUACCAAAGGCUGGGUCAUUCAUGGCUUUCCUAAGACAAGAGAACAGGCAGAGUCACUGGCUAGGGCUGGCUAUGAAGCAAAUAGGUAAUGAAAAUACCAACCAUCACGGAAACUCUGUAUGUUCCCUUGUUGCAACCAUAUUGAGUGGCCUGGGAGAACUGAUCGGAUUUGUUGGAUAAGACGGAUUAGGAAGAGUUGGAAGGGUCGGAAGGAUUAGAUAAGACAGAAUGUAACGGCUCCAUUCGAUUGCACGUUUAGAUUAAGUGUCACAAAACCAAACCAAAGUAAUCACGGCAGCCAUUCGUAAAAAAAAAACUUCAAAAGGUGUUAAUGAGAACGCAGAGUUUGAACAAGGAUACAGCUUGCAGCGCUGAAAAACGCCAGUGUAUAGUCACGACUGGUUAUAUCUGUGCAAUGGUUGUUCGAGAGUCCAGGUUGCCUAAGUUUUUACAUUAAUCAUAAGGCAAAUUGAGCAAUACUUGAAUAUUUCCGAAUUAUUAGCUUCGCGCUAUUUCUUAGAGCGGUUUUUUUGAUAUUUUAGGGUGAUUUUUAUGGACGUUCCAACUGACACCAUUCUUGAAAGAUUGACUCUGCGCAGUGUAGAUCCAGUCACCGGUGAAAGGUGGGUGUAAUUCCGUAAUACCGUUCCAAAGUUCGUCUCCUGUUUGUCCUAAGGUUUAAUGGCACUGAGGUAUUUUAUUAUUAUUUAAUAAAUUUCAUCGCAUAUAUUUCUGUUUGAUCCUUUUAUAGUGUUGUUCGGUGCCGUUUCGUUUUUGUUGUUGGUCAAAAUGGAGAAUACAGUGAAAUACCGAAAUUUGGAAAUGCUAAUCUUUUGUCGCAAAACUAAAAGGGCACAAUUUAGCUUUCGCGUACUGACACAACCUCCAUGAGGGAGGAUUCAACAACUAAGGCAAGUCUAAUGGGAUGUCUCUUUUCCUCUUCAGGUAUCACUUAAUUUAUAAUCCACCUCGCACAAACGAAGUAAAGCAGAGGUUGCACACGGUAAGUUUUCAGCAUAUGUUAUUGCUGUACUAAUCGUCAUUAUCACAAGAGUAACCGGUGCUUCGAAUUUUACAGCGACAGAUCUAGGGAGAGGGGUCGCAGGGGAUCCGGUCCCUCUCCCUCCCCCCACCAUACACUGUGGGGUUCUUUGUUUCUUUGUUACCUGAAACCAAAAUUAUCACAACGACAGGAUAGCUUAUUACCCACAACUUGAAGUAUUUAAAAGUAACUUAUCUCUGGAACACAAUUUUUCGUAUUGAAGCUCAAGUUAAAAAAAAGAAAUCUGUGCUUUCUGAAUAAAAGUUUGGACCCCCUUACCCAUCGAGAGUUCCCAGAUCUACCCCCGUUAUGCAGGUAUAAUUAGCCAAUCGCCAAUCGCCAAUAGCUCGAUACUGGCCGUUUAUUGGCUAUUGACCAGAUUGUUUUUGUACGUUUUGGCAUCGUAUCAGUCCUCGGUAAGAAAAACUUUGCAAAUUUACAGCCAUCUUGACCGCGGAGAAAAUUCUUCGAAAGCAAGAUAGGCCACUAUAAGGUCUCUCGGCAAGCCAAUCAGAACAGAUGGUUUUCUUUACCUUGCCCGGCAUUGGAGCCAGCCAUGUAGUAAAUUGUGUUUUACCUCCUAUCAGAGUCCGAAAGACGUAGAAUCAGCGGUCAACUCACGAAUAGCUCAGUACCAGGCUUACAUCGAGGAGAUUGCGGAGUAUUACGAGGAGUCUGCGCAGCACAUCAACGCCGAUCAAGAUAUUCACACCGUGUUCGAGUGUAUUGAAAGUAUCAUUGUAAACCCCAUUCCCACAAAGAACGAAGUGUAAUAACGCCAUGCAAGGAGGAUGUGCUUUUAUAAUUAUAUUGUCGGCCACAUUAAUAACAAAGCUGUAUAUAGAGCACUGUCGUGGUGUCUUAACGUGGUACUAAAAGAAUGUUUUCUAUCUGGUCUGUUUUCAGUCUAGAAUGUCGAUAUCUUUGGCCUUUUUAGUUAAUUAAAGGUGUAACUUUAGCAAAUUAAUUUUUUUUGCAAUCGAGUGUUCGUCCAUUUCUUGGUAUUUUGAGUGUUCGAGAGAGGGUUGUUUUUAACUUAAACCCUUUGACCCUUAAGAGUCACUAGCAUCUAAUUUCUCCUCCAAUUUCACUCUUGAAUCGAACAUGAAGGUCUC
This is a messenger RNA of Pocillopora meandrina, 10568 nucleotides long. The record is from the annotation of a GenBank genome assembly. Lineage: Eukaryota; Metazoa; Cnidaria; Anthozoa; Scleractinia; Pocilloporidae.